Racocetra fulgida is the source of this 132-nucleotide messenger RNA. The record is from the annotation of a GenBank genome assembly. NCBI's taxonomy places the organism in Eukaryota, Fungi, Glomeromycota, Glomeromycetes, Diversisporales, Gigasporaceae.
CUUAUAUUGAACUAGGUUCAUCAAUAUCGAUUGAUGAAAAACAAGAUAGUCACAUGUAUGUCUUUUGCUAUAUGUAUUUAGCACCUGAGAUCUUGAAAGGUAAACAUUUCACUCAAGCUGCUGAUAUUAACA